AUGUCACAAUCCAACUCUCACACCGAACCAGCUGGGAAGCGCAAGCGCGAAUUUGCCCUUGGGUUUGCUAUGGCCUCUGAUGCAGAGUCAUCGGAUUAUGUCUCUCCGAUAUGCCUGGAACCUCCGGCGUCCAUGGAGACUUCGCAAUUGGACGAACUAGCGCCUACGCAAGAGGACGACGAAAAUCCACCUGCCGAACCUGGGAUGGGUGACGCAGAGGUCACCAUUACCCGCAAUGCCAUUGAGGCAAUACAAUUACCCAUAGAUGGUGGCUAUGUGAUGUUCGCUAGUCUGCGCCGUAUCAUGGCCAAAACUACCUUGGAAGAUUAUCUUUGUUUCGCAUGUUUGGACGAAGACGAGAUCGACAAUGUACUUCCAAUACUUCAGGGAAACGGGGUUAAUCAUUUCGAUUUAUUCUUAUUUGUGGAUUAUGUGAAUAAGGAUCAGCUGCGUAAAUGGGGGAUAUCUGUGGGGACAUGCGCUCGAAUAAUGGUUCACGCGGUCAUGUUCUAUCAAUUCCACGUUCAGAAGGGGGCAUGA
Melampsora larici-populina 98AG31 is the source of this 540-nucleotide messenger RNA. RefSeq lists its product as uncharacterized. The transcript has 3 exons. The record is from RefSeq and is a predicted model, not a curated record. NCBI's taxonomy places the organism in Eukaryota, Fungi, Basidiomycota, Pucciniomycetes, Pucciniales, Melampsoraceae. Bases 1 to 540 code for a protein of 179 amino acids.